AUGGCUGCUAAGAACUUGCUUUUUUUCGGCGCGACGGGCCAGAUUGGCUCGUUUAUCCUUGAGGCGAUCCUCACGAAGCGCGGCUCGUUUGGCCGGGUGGCUAUAUUCACUUCCGCGCGCACGACUGAGACCAAGUCGGCUUAUUUGAAGAAGCUGAAGGCGCAGGAUGUUGAGGUUAUCGUAGGUGAUGUUGAGGAUGAGAGUGCAAUCAAGGCUGCUUAUACUGGCAUUGAUACGGUCAUCUCUGCACUCGGUAGAAACACGCUCGCCCAGCAGAUUGCACUCAUCCGUCUUGCAUCCGCCAGUUCUGACGUGAAAUGGUUCCUGCCAUCCGAGUACGGCACGGAUAUUGCGUACGGUCCUGCCUCGGCGCAUGAGAAGCCGCAUCAGCAGAAGCUCAAGGUGCGCGCCGUGCUCGAGAAGGAAAUCUCGCGCAGUGACUUGGACUACUCUUACGUGGUGACGGGUCCAUUUGCGGAGAUGUACCUGCAUUUCACGCCUGGUCUGGAGCAGGCUGGCGGAUGGGAUGUAAAGGGCCGGAAGGCCGUGUUGCUUGGAGAGAAGGGAGAUGAUCGGGUCAGUCUGACUACGAUGAAGGACGUUGGAACUCUCGUCCUUCAUACUCUCCUGAACUCCACCCCCGAGUCUCGCAAUCGAGCCCUUCGGGUCAACUCAUUCACAACCACCCCUGCAGAGAUCCAGGCCGAGUUCGGGCGCCAGACUACCAGUAAGAAAUGGGACUCCGUUUCCUAUACCCCACUGAACCGUCUGCGUGAGCUGGAGACAGCCGCGUGGGAGGCUGGUAACCCGGCCGCCACCGUCCUCACUCUGCGUCGCAUCUGGACCGAGGGUGGCACUCUGUAUACGCAGCGGGAUAACGGGCUGAUUGGAGAACCUCCGGUGAUGAACUUGCAGGAGGUGGUUGCCAAUGAGAUUCGCCGUGUCUCCUCUCUAUAG
Penicillium argentinense is the source of this 957-nucleotide messenger RNA. RefSeq lists its product as uncharacterized. The transcript has 3 exons. Bases 1 to 957 code for a protein of 318 amino acids. The record is from RefSeq and is a predicted model, not a curated record. NCBI's taxonomy places the organism in Eukaryota, Fungi, Ascomycota, Eurotiomycetes, Eurotiales, Aspergillaceae.